Molecule: messenger RNA, 879 nt
Organism: Didymodactylos carnosus
Lineage: Eukaryota; Metazoa; Rotifera; Eurotatoria; Philodinida; Philodinidae
Source: the annotation of a GenBank genome assembly
AUGUCUGUGAGGUGUAUAACGAAAAUAGCUCCAGCUCAUGGUGAACUAGAACAACUGACUGAUGAAAAACCUGUCAUUCUUGUUCCCGUACAAGUAGCGAAAACUCCAGAGAAAACUCUCAAUAAUAAUGGUAUCGUCCGUGGUCUAUUUGUUCAUAAAAGUGAAGUUUGUUGGCAUGAUCCUUCUUUCAUAUCAUCUUUAUGUGAAAAUAAUGAUAAUGAAUUAUGUCGAUUUAUUAUAUUAAAACCAUUUUAUUCUAAUUUACAAUAUUUACUUUUGAAUGUCUUUCAAGUAUCAAUUGCACCAAUAAUCGAAGAAUAUGUUGCACUGCUAGUUUAUAUUUCUCACCAUAAUACUGGUCGUCUAACAAAAAUCAAUACAACGAAUUGCAUCGUGAUGUCUGAACAUUUUUCAAUUUAUAAACAUGGCCUGGAAGUUUCCGUUCAACAUGAUUAUAGUGAACGUUUAUGUCAACGUUUUUCGAGAAUAUUUGUUAACCAAAUAACAAAUGUAUUUAAAAGGAGUAAUACGAACACAAAUGUAGUGAGAAAUUUAGCUAAUUUUAUGAUAUUAUUAAAUGAAGAAUUAAAAGAAAAUGUGUUUAAUAUUCAAUCAUUUGCCAAAUAUCAACAUUUUAAAUUACAAUUGAAACACGCUUUUAGAAAAAGUCAACAAGAUAAACGUUUACAACAACAACAAGAACAAAAUGAUAAUCAAGAUAAUAACGUUCAAACAGCAGAACCUAUUCAUUCGUGGCCUCCUGUUACUAUGUCAUCAAAUAUUUGUGCUGCUGUUACUCAACCGAAAAUCAUAAUGACAGGAUUAGAAGAAGAUGAAUGGCUACAGCGAUCACAAAAUAGUUAUAAUCAACAAAUAUAA